AUGAAUAAUAUACAUAUUACUAUCUUCUUAUGCUUCUUUUUCGAACAUUAUUCUCACGUACUAUGUUAUUCAGUCACAUGUAACUUUGAAGAAAGCGAAUGUGGAUGGGAAUUAAACUCAGUAUGGCAAAUUUAUCCAUCAGGUAGUACGACUGAAACAGCCAACUCUGGUCCAACUGCUGAUCAUACAACUGGAAGUGGAAAUUAUGUUCGUUUUAUGGCCGCACUUCUAUCUGACUCAAAUAAAUAUGGUAUUAUGAGUACAAGUGCGUGUGUGGAACAAUCGACUUCAUUCUCAUUUUGGUAUUUCAUGCAUGGAAGUCAAAUUGGAACAUUAGCAUUAAUUGUCAAUGAUCAAGUAUUAUGGGAAAAGAGUGGCCGACAAGGAGUACCAGCAUGGCAUCAAGCUAAUAUUACGUUACCUGCUGGUGUUGAUGUCAAUAUCACAUUUUCUGCUAAUCGUACAGGUAUUGGUCGAUCAUCUGAUAUUGCCAUUGAUGAUAUUGUUUUGCAAGGAGAAUCAAUGUCUUUUUUUACACGCACAACCAGACCACGUCCAUCGACAACACCUCGUAUUCGAUUCAAUGCAAGUUGUGAUUUUGAUGUUGAAAGAGAAAUAUGUAGCUGGAAAAAUGAUACAACAUAUGGUUGGAAAGUUAUUCAUACAAGAGAACCAAAUAUCACUAUUGGUCCACUAAGUGAUUAUAGUAGUAUUAUGAGAGCCAAUGACGAUAAUAAAGUGUGUAACAUUCCAUACGACGAGAAGGGCCCUCAAUAUUAUUGUAUAUUGAAUAGUAGACGUUUACAAUGUAAAGGAAGUGAUAACAAAUGGAUAAAUUGUCGAGAUGGAGGUUUUCUUCAAAUUCGAAGUGGUGAAUUUGAUAAAGUAGGCGAAAGUUCACAAAUUGAGUCUCCAGUACUUGAUGCAUUAUCUGAAGAAGGAUGUGUUCAAUUUCAAUAUAAUAUAGCAGGUAGUGACAAUGAUUGGUUGAAUGUUUAUACUGAAGAUUAUUGGAGUGGUCGUCAAUCAUGUAUGUGGCAUAAAAAUGGAUCAACUGUACCUAAUCGAUGGGUGACAGCUGAAGCACCAUUAAAACCAUGUAAGUCAGUUUGUACAAAUAUAAUGAUUUUUUGUUGCAUAGCAUUUAUUGUAGGUUCUGGUACAUAUCCGAUCGAAGCAUGUUCUGAAGAAAUGAUAAUAAAUACAAGUACAAUGAUCAAUACAGAACAAUUCGAAACAACAGCGACAGAAGCAAUGGCAACUAUUAUAUGUACAGUGGCUACACCGUCAACAAUGCAAAUAGCACCUUCUACAGUUGCAGAGACUCUUGAGUCAAUAAUCGAAUCAAAUACAACAUUCGAAUCAAAUACAACAAUCGAACCAAAUACAACAAUUGAAUUAAAUUUAACAUUCGCAUCAAAUACAACAACUGAAUCAAAUACAAUAACCGAAUUAAAUACAACAAUCAAGUCAAGUACAGCAAUCGAAUUAAAUACAACAUUCGAAUCAAAUACAACAAUCAAAUCAAGUACAACAAUUAAAUCAAAUACAACCAUCGAAUUAAUAAAUACAACAAUCAAAUCAAAUACAACAACCGAAUUAAUAAAUACAACAGCCAAAUCAACUACAACAAUUGCGCUAAAUACAACAAUUGUAUCAAAUACAGCAAUCGAAACAAAUACAACAAACAAGGUAACAACAGCAACUUCUUAUGAUGGUGAACAAAAUAAAACAACGAUCUCUACGAGUGGGACAAAAGAUACGCCCAUUCUAGCAAUUAUUCUUGGUGUAUUAGGUGGUACCAUUCUGGUUUCUGCUGUUGUUGGCGUAUUUAUUUGGCAUUCUUCAAUAUUGUCGCGGCUUGGUAUCAAACGGUCUAAUCGCAUAACAAUGACUUCAACUUAUUGA
Messenger RNA from Rotaria sp. Silwood2, 1908 nucleotides. The record is from the annotation of a GenBank genome assembly. Lineage: Eukaryota; Metazoa; Rotifera; Eurotatoria; Philodinida; Philodinidae.